This is a messenger RNA of Ostrinia furnacalis (Asian corn borer), 1287 nucleotides long. Its product is annotated as pancreatic lipase-related protein 2. Gene Ontology annotation, biological process: lipid catabolic process. The coding region runs from base 191 to 1213 and encodes 340 amino acids. Lineage: Eukaryota; Metazoa; Arthropoda; Insecta; Lepidoptera; Crambidae. Gene Ontology annotation, molecular function: lipase activity. The transcript is spliced from 2 exons. The record is from RefSeq and is a predicted model, not a curated record.
ACUACUCUUAUCACCUCCUUUUAUUACUAGCUCGGCCGUGUCAUACCUCAUUGUGAGGUAAACGCGUUUACCGAGCAGUCGUGUGACAUUUUAUUAUUACAGACUGUACAUUUUUGUUGGAAAGUCGACUCUAUUACAACCAGUUAAGAUCUCACAGUGUUUGCUUGGCGUGCCGCCGUUUGUACAUAGAAUGAGGACUAUUUGUUUGUUAGUGUGUGUUUUUGCGUGCGCCCACGCAUGGGGAAGAGGAGAUUUGGAGAAGUUCGGACCGUUCCAGGUGGCGCUAAAGUCGGGACUUAUAAAAUGUGAUCACGAUAGAAGCUUGAAUCUCGAUGUCAGUGAGAUCAACGUGUAUUUAUACGAUUUCCCUAAAAAUCAUGUUGAGACAUUCCCAAUCGCCAACGCGGGGAAAGGCAUACUUGGUGUCCAAGGUUUGGACAAGACUAGAAAGUUCAUAAUAUUCGUAGCUGGCUACAAAUCUAACAUCAACAAAAGAACGGAGGAGCAAGUCAGGCAGACGUUUAGAAACUUCCCGAACAGCUACCUCAUCAUCCUGGACCAUUCCCCGUAUACAAAUGACAAGCAAGGGUACAUAAAGAGCUACGAGAGAUCUGUCAGAUACGUCCAUUACAUCGGCAAAGCGUUGGGCCAAAUGUUGGCCGAAUUGAGCCAAGGAGGUAUAUCGCCAAAGAACAUGCAUUGCGUAGGCCACAGCUUGGGGAGUCAGAUCUUAGGUCACGCUGGAGGCGAAUUCAUAAACAGAACUAGUCAGAAAAUUUCAAGGAUUACAGCUUUAGAUCCAGCUGGACCGUGUUUCUCCAACAGUCUCAUCCAGGAACAGAUCAGGUCUGGAGUUGCGGAAUAUGUUGAAGUGUACCAUUGUAAUGCUGGUGGUCUUGGCACGACCAGUGUUUUGGCUGACGUGGACUUCUUCGUAAACAAAAAGGGGUCUUCCCAACCGAACUGUAAGACCCCUCUGAUUCCUGGUAUCUUUGAUUCGUCUAAAGCAGCUAAAUGCAACCAUAGAGCGUGCAUUGACAUGUGGACAGCCACUGUCAGCCAUCCCGACUGGUUUUUGGCGUGGAAAUGCGACAAAUACAAAGACUUUAAGAAAGGCAACUGCUCGCAGAAUGAAACCACCAUUGCAGGCUUCUGGAAUCCUGGUAACGCGACCGGCGUAUUUUAUUUUUCUACAGAAGGCUAUGACUAUUAGAAAUACGCUUUUGAAGUAAGAAGUAUUUUUAUUCCUUUGUAAUUGUGAUAUUUUAUGAUAUUUUUACUAAUUAA